AUGUUCGUGCUAGUGAUAAAGUGCACCAUAUUUGGGUUGCUGCUCGUACAGUCGGUUCAUUGUGAAGCGGAUCCUCAGCUAAACUUGCCACCGUUGGCGCCACCGGGAGGUCGUCCCGGGGCGUUUCCCAACGAUGGUACAUCGCCGACGCGGGUUCCACUUGGCAUCAACAGUGCUGAUGGCGUUAGUCCGUUCGAUCGAAACCGAAGCGAACGCUUUGGUCCACCGUACGAGGAUGAUGAUGAUGAUGAGCAGGACGAAAAACCAAACUAUCCCCAGCUCGAGGGUCGGGCACAGAACAGUGAUUACGAUCGUCGAGAUCGACCCGAUUCGCCGUAUUCCUACAACGAUCGCAAUCGGUACAACGGCGAUCGAGGGUUCGAUCCGGGCUCCCGGACUCCGAACGGACGCUACCCUGGCGACCGGAGUCCCAAUCCGUAUGUGUCCGACGUGGACAACCCAUCGCUCUACCGUGAGGGCGGCAAUCGGAACCCUAACGGGUACGUCUCGGAUGUGGACAACCCUCUGCUCUAUCGCGAUCGCACUCCGUACACGCCGAACCGUGACGACGAGCGCAACCGAUACAAUCCCAACGCCCGGCCGUACAAUCCGAACGACCCAACGUUCGGUGGUCGCAAUCCGGAUCCCAACUAUCGCGAGCCGGGAUUCCGCGAUCCAAACAAUCGGGAUCCCAACUACCGCGAGCCGGGCUUCAGGGAUCCAAACUAUCGUGACCCGGGGUUCCGUGAUCCGAAUCAGCGCUUUCCGGGCGAUGACCCCAACCCGUACCGGGACCCGAGCUACCGGGACCCGUAUCGAAGCCAGGAAGAGGAACGGAUACGGGCCGAAAACGAGCGCCGCUUUCGGGCGGAAACGGAAAAGUUGCGAACGUUUUUGGCUGAUAUCGAUCGGAAAAGCUCGCUGGAGUGUUCGCUGAACGUCGCUGCCCAGUGGAACUUCGAGACGAACAUCAACGAUGCGACGCAGGUUGAGGCGCUCGCUGCCCAGCAACGAUACAACGACUUUCAGCGCCUGCUGUGGGAUCAAAUGCGUCGCAUAGACCAGACGAAGAUUUUCGACGACAAACUGUACCGUCAGGUGCGGCUUAUGUCUAUAAUUGGGCCGAGUGCGCUGCCACCGGAUCAGCUCGACAGGUACAAUAGAAUCGUCAACGACAUGCUUGCCAUCUUCAAUGGGGCCUCCAUCUGCGCGUACGAGCAGCCGUUCGAGUGUGGUCUGCGUCUACAGCCGCACCUGAAAGACAUUAUGGCCAAAAGUCGUGACUGGAACGAGCUGCAGUACACCUGGCUCGAGUGGCGCCGGAAGUCGGGCCGGAACAUGCGAGAUCUGUUCGAGCAGUUGGUCGACCUAACCAACGACGCAGCCCGUGUCAACAACUUUACCGACGCUUCCGCCUACUGGACGUUCCCGUACGAGUCGCGGGCCAACUUCCGCGAGGAAAUGGAGCAAGUGUGGCGCGAGAUACUGCCCCUGUACGAGAUGAUUCACGCGUACGUACGGCGCAAGUUGCGCGAGUUUUACGGACCGGACAAGAUCAACCGGAACGCUCCUCUGCCGGAUCAUAUACUGGGUGACAUGUACGGUCAGAGCUGGCAGAACAUACUGGACAUUGUGAUACCGUACCCGGGGCGCAGUUUCCUCGAGGUGACCCCGGAGAUGCAGAAGCAGGGGUACAACCCUCUGGUGAUGUUCCAGAUCGCGGAGGAGUUCUUCGUGUCGAUGAACAUGUCCGCGAUGGCACCGGAGUUCUGGGCGUCGUCCAUACUUACGCAACCACCGGAUCGUCCGAUCCUGUGUCAGCCAUCGUCGUGGGACUUUUGCACCGGCAAGGACUACCGCGUGAAGAUGUGCACGCAGGUGACGCACAAGGACUUCAUCACGGUGCACCACGAGCUGGCGCACAUACAGUACUUCCUGAACUACCGCAACAAUCCGAAGGUGUUCCGGGACGGUGCUAAUCCAGGUUUCCACGAGGCGAUCGGUGACGCAAUCUCGCUCUCGGUCGCAUCGCCCAAGCACCUGCAAAACCUCGGCCUCGUCCAGAAGUCCGUCGACGAUACGGCGCACGAUAUCAAUUUCCUGUUUUCGCUGGCGAUGGAGAAGGUAGUCUUUCUGCCGUUCGCACUCGCCCUUGAAGCCUGGCGGUACGACGUCUUCAGCAAGCGCAUUCGCAAGGAGCAAUACAACUGCCACUGGUGGCUGCUGAGGGAAGAGUACGGUGGCGUGAAACCGCCCGUGCUGAGGUCCGAACUUGACUUUGACCCUGGCGCAAAGUAUCACGUCGCCGCUAAUAUCCCCUACAUCAAGUAUUUCUUCUCCAACGUGCUGCAGUUCCAGAUCUACCGCUCCCUCUGCACCGCGUCCGGCCAGUACGACCCGCAGGAUCCCGCCAAACCGUUGCAUAAGUGUGACAUCUAUCGCCAACCGGCUGCCGGCAACAUUCUCAAAAAACUCAUGGAGCGCGGUGCCUCGCAACCGUGGCAGCAGGUCCUGCAGGAGGUGAUCGGCGAGGGCCGGCUGGACGGGUCGGCGUUGCGUGAGUUUUUCCGGCCCCUCGAGGAAUGGCUGCGGAAUGAAAACCUGCGCAACAACGAGUACGUCGGCUGGAUCUACGACGGUGACUACUGCAAGCACAGCAUCGAGACGGCCAAUCUGCAGGUGUUUGGCGGGUUCUACAAUGUUGCCGUCGAGGUGCAGCUCACCAGCUGGUUGGUGCUCGCGAUUUCCUCCCUGGUCGUUGCGCUGGCAAAGCAUCACCAGCUCCGAUGAGAUGAGUACAGAUGAAACGUAAAAAUCCGAGUAGUUUAAACCGAUAGGGAGGUUCAUAACCUCACAUCACCCGUAGAGUAGCGUACCGUUAUGAAAUAAACAUAAAUAAUCGUCCAUAAAAACACACAUAUCGAGGAGGGAACACACACCCGCGGUGGAUGACUCGUCAAGUUCAUUGUCGCGCGCGGAUCUCCAUCCCCGGAAAUCGGAACUCAUCGGGCCAGUCAACCGUCGCGCCAAGGAACGGCCAAGCCACGGCAAACAAUUUGCCUCAAUUGAGCGAGCGAGUGGUUUUUCGUGCGUGUGUUGUUUUCUCAUUUGAUUUGUCUCGUUUGCGGCCCCUUUGGGUAGGUCCCGCUUCCUUAAGUGUCACCGUCAGGCUUCGCGGACGGCGAAAAAGGCGUGGAAACGAGCGUGGCGGAGAGGCUAAACCGCUUCCAGCGGCAAACCAAAGUUGAUUCGGUUCAGGCCACUUCAGACGACGACGACGACGACAGGGACGAGCUGGGGCGGUGGAUACACUUCAGGAAAUGAGUGCUCAUGCACCAACGGUAGCGUGUUUUUGUGGAUUGAUUGUGCGAGCGUGUUUUAUGAGUCAACUCAAAUAAAUAA
Anopheles coustani is the source of this 3402-nucleotide messenger RNA. RefSeq names its product angiotensin-converting enzyme (gene Ance-3). Lineage: Eukaryota; Metazoa; Arthropoda; Insecta; Diptera; Culicidae. Gene Ontology annotation, biological process: proteolysis. Gene Ontology annotation, cellular component: plasma membrane. Bases 1 to 2790 code for a protein of 929 amino acids. The transcript has 10 exons. The record is from RefSeq and is a predicted model, not a curated record. Gene Ontology annotation, molecular function: metallopeptidase activity; peptidyl-dipeptidase activity.